Messenger RNA from Aspergillus neoniger CBS 115656, 898 nucleotides. RefSeq names its product Mg-dependent acid phosphatase. The record is from RefSeq and is a predicted model, not a curated record. The transcript is spliced from 2 exons. Lineage: Eukaryota; Fungi; Ascomycota; Eurotiomycetes; Eurotiales; Aspergillaceae. The coding region runs from base 99 to 758 and encodes 219 amino acids. Gene Ontology annotation, molecular function: acid phosphatase activity.
UUCACCUUCACCUCUACCAUUCACCUCUUCUCCUUAACGAAUCCCCUAAAACGAGAGAUAGCGUGUCGAUCCAGAAUCCCCCCUAGGCUCAAACAACCAUGAUGCGAACCAAAAGAACCAACACUCAGCCCUUAGAAGAUGCCUCCAUAUCGCCCGCCACCUUCAACGACGGCCUUCCCCUCCCGAAGCUGAUCGCCUUUGAUCUCGACUACACCCUCUGGCCAUUCUGGGUCGACACGCACGUCAGCGCCCCAAUCAAGCCCCGCGACAACAAUUCCCGCUGCACGGAUCGCUGGAACGAAUCGUUCGCCUUCUACCCCGCCGUCUCCUCUAUCGUCUACGCCUGCAAAAGCAAGAACAUUCCGCUAGCCCUAGCCUCGCGCACUCACACCCCCGAUCUCGCCCGCGACAUGCUCAAAGCUCUGCACAUCAUCCCUACGUUCUCUGAUAACCCCGCGGCGAAAACUAAGUCGGUGCGCGCACUGGAUUACUUCGACUACGUGCAGAUCUUCCCUGCGAACAAGACGCAGCAUUUCUCGCGCAUUCAGCAGGCGAGUGGGGUGGCGUAUGAGGAGAUGCUGUUCUUUGAUGAUGAGGCGAGGAACCGGAAUGUUGAGACCGAGUUGGGGGUGACGUUUUGUCUGGUUAAGGAUGGGAUGACGAGGGAGGAGGUGGAUCGGGGAGUUUGGGCGUGGCGGAAGAGGAAUGGGAUUAAGCAGCGCAAGGAGGGGGAUGUAGAGAAUGGGGAUGAAGAGUGAUGUUGUAACUAUGUGUUGGGGUAUAGAUAUGGGUUGUAGAUAUGGGUUGUUGGCGUUUAGUUGGGUUUUGCUAAGUUAGAUAUGAUGAUAGAUACCCGGUUGGGAUAGAUGAUGAUUAUAUACUUAUACAUACUUUUGAC